Molecule: messenger RNA, 946 nt
Organism: Lactuca sativa (garden lettuce)
Lineage: Eukaryota; Viridiplantae; Streptophyta; Magnoliopsida; Asterales; Asteraceae
Source: RefSeq, a predicted model, not a curated record
AACAUUUCUUUGUAAUAUCAAUAAAAGGAAUUCCAAUCCAUCGACGCCCGUCUCACCGACUCGCUGUCAACGCCCACCCUCAACGGCUCUCGGCCUUUACUCUCAGGCCUGCUCAGUCACAGUCCACCGCUCCUCUCCGUCUGCUGCCACCCUACACCCUCCGUUGACCGUUUUUGGAAUUUGCAGAAGCAAGACAUAUUUACAGAAUGGAAAACGAAGAGGAUCCAGUGAAGAGGCAACAGAUUCUGGAUGCACGCGCAAGAAACAUCAGUCACAAUGUGCGCUGCUUAGAGUGUGGUAGUCAGUCCAUUGAAGAAUCCCAAGCUGAUAUUGCUGUUCUUCUCAGGAAGCUUAUUCGUGAUGAAAUCCGUUCUGGAAAAAGUGACAAAGAUAUCUAUAAAAAGCUUGAAGAUGAUUAUGGAGAGACGAUUCUUUAUGCUCCAAAGUUUGAUUGGCAGACUGCAGCCUUUUGGCUCUCACCUCUUCUGAUUGCUGGAACAGCUGGAGGAAUAUGGGCAUAUGGUAGGCAUAGGCAACGUACUAAUGUUCAUUUACUGGCUUUAAAUUUAACAAGAGGUGUUCCAUUAACCCCUAGAGAGAAAGAAACAAUGUUGGACAUUCUUACCCCUCCACCUUCAGGAAUACUUCCAACAUCUCCAUGGUGGAAAAACUGGCUUCCUCAAUGAAGAAAUUUCACACUAAUAAAGUUUAAUCUAUCUAUAGGAAUAGCAUGAUAUUGUGUUGAUGUCAUGCUUAUUAUGGAAAUUAAGAAAGUAUUAUGAUGUGUUUUUUAAUCUAUCUAUAUCAUAAUAUCAAUGAAUGGUUUGUUUUCAAAGGUUAUAUAGGAAAAAGAAUUUGAAAGGUGUUGGAACUUUGAUUGUUGUGUAGAAUGUGUAAUUUAAACCAGAAGUGUAUGUUUUGAUCAUUAUAGUUUUUGUUUUUGAAA